This is a messenger RNA of Oreochromis aureus, 2778 nucleotides long. Its product is annotated as tripartite motif-containing protein 16-like. NCBI's taxonomy places the organism in Eukaryota, Metazoa, Chordata, Actinopteri, Cichliformes, Cichlidae. The record is from RefSeq and is a predicted model, not a curated record. The coding region runs from base 37 to 1713 and encodes 558 amino acids. Gene Ontology annotation, molecular function: protein binding; zinc ion binding. The transcript has a single exon.
GUGAAACUCACACAGUCACUGAUACUCAGAGAAGAAAUGGCGCAGAACGGAGUUCAGCUGGACCGAGAAACUUUUUCUUGUUCGAUCUGUUUGGAUCUACUCAAGGAUCCAGUGACUAUUCCCUGUGGACACAGCUACUGCAUGAACUGUAUUAAAACCCAUUGGAAUACAGAGAAUACAAAGAAAAUCUACAGCUGCCCUCAGUGCAGACAGACUUUCACAGCGAGGCCUGUCCUGGUGAAAAACACCAUGUUAGCAGUUUUAGUGGAGCAGCUGAAGAAGACUGGACUCCAAGCUGCUCCUGCUGAUCACUGCUAUGCUGGACCUGAAGAUGUGGCCUGUGAUGUCUGCACUGGAAGAAAACUGAAAGCCUUCAAUUCCUGUUUAGUGUGUCUGGCAUCUUACUGUGAGAAUCACCUUCAGCCUCAUUAUGAUUCACCUACAUUCAGGAAACACAAGCUGGUGGAGCCCUCCAAGAAGCUCCAGGAGAACAUCUGCUCUCGUCAUGAUGAGGUGACGAAGAUGUUCUGCCGUACUGAUCAGCAGAUUAUCUGUCAUCACUGUUUAAUCGAUGAACAUAAAGGCCACGACACAGUCUCAGCUGCAGCAGAAAGGACUGAGAGGCAGAGAGAGCUGGAGGUGAGUCGACAAAACAUCCAGCAGAGAAUCCAGGACAGAGAGAAAGAUGUGAAGCUGCUUCAACAGGAGGUGGAGGCCAUCAAUCAGUCUGCUGAUCAAACAGUGGAGCACAGUGAGAAGAUCUUCACUGAGCUGAUCCAUCUCAUCCAGAAAAGAAGCUCUGAUGUGAAGCAGCAGAUCAGAUCCCAGCAGGAAACUGAAGUGAGUCGAGUCAAAGAGCUUGAGGAGAAGCUGGAGCAAGAGAUCACUGAGCUGAAGAGGAAAGGUGCUGAGCUGAAGCAGCUCUCACACACAGAGGAUCACAUCCAGUUUCUACACAACUACCCCUCACUUUCAGCACUCAGUGAGUCUACAGACUCAUCCAGCAUCAAUAUCCGUCCUCUCAGGUACUUUGAGAAUGUGACAGCAGCUGUGUCAGAGGUCAGAGAUAAACUACAGGACAUUCUGAGAGAGGAAUGGACAAACAUCUCACUGACAGUCACUGAAGUGGAUGUUUUACUGUCAGAUCCACACACAGAGCCAAAGACCAGAGAAGGAUUCUUAAAAUAUUCACGUGAAAUCACACUGGAUCCAAACACAGCACACAAACAGCUGUUAUUAUCAGAGGAGAACAGAAAAAUAAUAGCAAUGAAUCAACAACAGUCUCAUUCUAAUCAUCCAGACAGAUUCACUGAAUGGUUUCAGGUCCUGAGUAGAGAGAGUCUGACUGGACGUUGUUACUGGGAGGUGGAGAGGAAAGGGAUAGGAGUUUAUUUAGCAGUCACAUACAAGAAUAUCAAAAGAUCAGGAAAUGAAUGUGCAUUUGGACGUAAUGACAAAUCUUGGGCAUUAGAAUGUGAUACAAAGAGUUAUACAUUUUGGUACAACAAUUAUAAAACUCCUGUCCCAGGUCUUCCAUCCUCCAGAGUAGGAGUGUACCUGGAUCACAGAGCAGGUAUUUUGUCCUUCUACAGCAUCUCUGAAACCAUGACUCUCCUCCACAGAGUCCAGACCACAUUCACUCAGCCGCUCUAUGCAGGACUUUGGCUUUACUCUGAUUACGGAAACAAAGCUGAGUUCAUUAACCUUAAAUAGACUAAAGUAUUUCAUUUUGGUGUGUAUUUCUUUUCUCUCCAUCAUUGUUGUGACAUGUCUUCGCUGCACAGAGCUCAGCUGUCAGUCAAACAUUAUGGGGGCUACCUUGACAUCUUCUUGUUAUUCUCUUGAUGUUUUUGAGGGUUUUUUUAGGUUGAGCUCUUUCCUGUUUCUUAGAGGCUAUCACUACCCAUGAUGAUUUUUAUUUACAAGCCAAUAUUCUGUCCUUCUACAGCCUCUCUGAAACCAUGGCUCUCCUUCAGAUUCCAGACCACAUUCACUCAGCCACUCUAUGGUCCGAUUAUACAGAACUGUAACAGCUGCAGAGCUCUGUGAACUCAGAUAGACGGGAGAGAUAGACUCAUCCAUCUAUCUAUGUUACUUUCCCUGCUCCAUUUCUCUUUGUCUCUCUCUUGCUGUCACUGUUUCUCACUACUGUUGUGCCAAGUGGAAAUGCACCUGCAGUUACAUUGAAGGGCAGUGUCUUUCUCUAAAAUGAACUGACAGCCUGGAUAGUCUGCAUGACUAUAACACAGAAUAUCUGGGCUGUCAGUUAAUUUUAUGGUAACUCAAGUGGUUUAAAUUGGACUUUAUAAUAGCUACAGAUACAGUAGGGUACACAUCUGUCCUACCUCUGGUAUUUCUGGAGGGGGCACUGCUUUUUAUCUUUAGGGGCCUGAUGUGUCCAAUAUUGUGUCUCCAUAAGAUUCUGCUGUUUGAUGCCUUCUGGUAUUUCAGCUACAUUCAAGUCAAAGUGGUUUAACCCGCAGCAACCGAUCAUUGAGCUUUUGUGGGUGUGUCCUGCCAUCUCUCCUGCAUUAGGUGCCACCCUUUUUGUACACCUGACUCUAAUCAGUGAUCAAGCACAUUUAAGAGAAAAAUGAGAAUUAGUACCAGAGAGCCUUGUUGGUUUUGAGCUGUGUACAUGUGUGGUGGCUGCUUGGUCCUGCUCUGUGGUGAGGAGUGUGUUUCGGUGACUUACUUUUCAGUUUAGUGACCAAUUCCUGUUGUUUUUUGUUUUCCUUCUUUAAAAGGUUUAGUGGCUUGUUCAUCUCUUUUAGUUUC